Molecule: messenger RNA, 1062 nt
Organism: Magallana angulata
Lineage: Eukaryota; Metazoa; Mollusca; Bivalvia; Ostreida; Ostreidae
Exons: 7
Coding region: 124-1029 (301 amino acids)
Biological process (GO): biological process involved in interspecies interaction between organisms
Cellular component (GO): external side of plasma membrane
Molecular function (GO): carbohydrate binding
Source: RefSeq, a predicted model, not a curated record
CUAUAUGUCUCCAAAGUUCUUUUAGAAUCGACGCUCUUUAUUUCAUGAAGUUAACAUUGACCUCGCUCGAAUUCUCGAUAUGAUAAGAACUUUGUUUGACACGAGUGUUAUAAUAUAGACGCAAUGAUUGGAGCGGCCAUCUUUUUAUCAGCACUUUGUUUAGCAUCGGCUGCCGACACUCCCUGUAAGGACAUCAGCUCUGACGCCUGUCGCCUGCUUGUCGCGGCCUCUCCCAACUUCUGCACCACUGCAUCAGCACAAGUGGAAUGCCCAUCUUUCUGUGGACUUUGCACAAGAACGUGUUACCAAUGCCAUGGUGUUAACGAUCCUACAACUUGCACUACUUCCGUUAACUGUGGAGUCGGUAAACAAUGCAUAGUAUCGGAGACAAUCGGAGAUGACUUCAUUUACCAUUACAAUUUGGGAUGUGUUGAUAAAUCGUAUUGUACCUCUGGGACCGAUCUGCCCCAUUCCCCGCCCGCGGUGGGAAGAAGAGCCGUGUACAAACGUAACCUACAGUUUGGCUGCUGUGACACGGAUCUCUGUAACAACAAAAUGCCGUCCGAAUUGACACCAACAACCUGUCCUUCUGGAACUCAUGAAUUCAAGGAUGGACAGGUGCACGUGUGCUAUUAUCUGCUGAAACAAGAGCGCAAUGCCGACGACGGCGCCAAAGCAUGCGCUGACACAUUCCAUGGAGGAAAACUGGCAUACAUUCCGUCAAGAGCUGCUGACGAAUUUAUAAAAUCAUCCCUCGGGUCUGAGUUUGCAGGUGACCACUCAGGAACAUUCAUUGGUGUCUUUGAUAAAGAGCACGAGUUGUCUUUCGUGGAUACGGAUGGAUCCCCUCAGGUAUUUUUUGACUGGCGCCACGGCCAGCCCAAUGAUCCAAAUGUUAAUGACCCGAUUCGAGAACCCGCACAGGACUGCGUGCGUAUGUUCCCUAUCGACAGAGAACAUUUUACCUGGCAGGACAAACCAUGCGAACAACUUGCUUGGACUCUAUGUUCCAUUAACAUUCACAAAUAAAAUUAUUGUUUCCUAUCUAGGGACAUCACACGU